AUGAGUGGAAUAUUAUUCAAGAUGGGAGAAGUUAACAAAUCAUGGAAGGAAAGGUUUUUCAUUCUGGAAGAGGACAAAUUAUUUUACUAUAAAAAUUCGGAAAGCUCCAAAGCUAUUGCAUACAUACCUUUGAACGAUGCAUAUGUUAGAGUAUCUCCUGAAUUUUAUCCUAAACAAGCAUGUUUUGAAAUUGUCACAUCACAAAGAAUAUACAAAUUAAUGGCUGCAAAUUUUGAAUUGAUGAAAACAUGGAUACAUCACUGCCAGACAUUUAGUAAAAUAAGUAUGGAAAAUGAGCUGAUACGACAAGCAGAUAUUCAAAUUCAUGAUGUUGAAUCUGGACUAACAAAAAAAGCCUUGGAAGAAUUACAUUUCGAACCAAUAUCAUUAGAAAAUUUUUAUUUUUCAUGUAGAUAUAAUAGAGAAGAAGACUAUUCAAAUAGUUUGGAAUUUGAUUUAAUAAGAGGAUUGAAUAAUACAUCGAUAACGAACAGAAUGAAUAAUGCAAGUAGUGUGGUACUAUCAAAUCAACUAUCUGACGAUGAAGACUCUUUACAAAUGGUUGAUAAAAAGAAUAUUGACCUCUCAAAAAAACACUCUCCAUCCAUAGCCUCCCAAACACCUGCAACUGAAGAAAAUCAAGAAUUGAUUGAUAGGAUUGGAACAGAAUAA
This is a messenger RNA of Naegleria gruberi, 672 nucleotides long. RefSeq lists its product as uncharacterized. Bases 1 to 672 code for a protein of 223 amino acids. The transcript has a single exon. NCBI's taxonomy places the organism in Eukaryota, Heterolobosea, Eutetramitea, Acrasida, Naegleriidae. The record is from RefSeq and is a predicted model, not a curated record.